AUGCGAUUAUCUCGUUUCCUAUGGAUUAUUGAUAAUAUUGAUAUCUCUUUGAAUUUUUUUCGUAAACAAAAAAUAGAGAAAAUUAAAUACGUUAUUGUAUUCAUUCAUUAUAUAUUCAUUCAUACUUCAGUUUCUAUCUAGGGAAUUUCGGGGAGUCACUGGAGAGUACGAAGAUAAUUAACUUCACUCUUGUAGGUUAUGGAGUAGAUUUCUGUGAGACCCACGUGAUAAAUAGUGAAAUAUGUGCAGUAAUUGGUAAAAAUAAAUAUUGUACAGAAUGAAGGUGAAGAUAUUAACGAGGAAUCCUGAUGAAUACCUCAGGGAGACUAAAAGAGAUAUCCACAGAGUUCCAAGAAAUUAUGAUCCAGCACUCCAUCCAUUUGAAGCUGCGAGGGAGUACACUCGAGCACUGAAUGCUGUGAAACUUGAUCGAGUAUUUGCUAAACCCUUUAUUGGUAAUUUGGAAGGGCAUAAGGAUGGAGUUUCAGCUGUAUGUAAACAUCCUGGUCGUCUCUCUGUCAUUGUCAGUGCAUCUUUCGAUGGUGAAAUCAAAAUAUGGGACUUACCACAACGAAAUUGUGAGAGAUCCAUUCUAGCACAUGAUGGAAUCGUUCGCGGAAUUACGUUUUCCUCGGAUGCUGACCACUUUAUUACUGUUGGCGAUGAUAAAAUGAUUAAAGUGUGGAAAUCUGAUGCACCUAAUGAGGGCGAAGAAGACCUCCCUACGAAUACAAUCAUCAGUAGAAACGUCAUCACUGGCAUUUCACAUCAUCGGAAGAAACCUGAGUUCGCGACGUGCGGAGAAGUCUGUCAAUUAUGGGAAGAAACUAGGAAUGAACCGAUAAAAACGUUCAAAUGGGGUGUAGACAGUCUUCACGAUGUUAAAUAUAAUUUUGUUCAAUCGAAUUUGCUCGCGGCUUGUGCGAGUGAUAGGAGUAUCAUCUUGUAUGAUACGAGAGACACCGGUCCACUCCGUAAAGUUGUUCUGAAAUUGAAAACUAAUAAGUUGGCGUGGAAUCCUAUGGAGGCCUACACUUUUACCUGUGCCAACGAAGAUUACAAUUUAUACACUUUUGAUAUCAGAAAAUUAAAAACUCCAGUUAAUGUUCAUAAAGACCACGUGGGCGCCGUUACUGACGUCGAUUACUCACCAACGGGGAAAGAAUUUGUCUCGGGAAGUUACGACAAAUCAGUGAGAAUAUAUGAAAUUAAUAAAGGCCAUUCUAGGGAUAUUUACCACACAAAACGAAUGCAGAGACUCACGAGCAUUGCUUGGUCUCUCGAUAAUAAAUACAUCAUCAGUGGCAGUGAUGAAAUGAAUAUUCGAGUGUGGAAGGCUCGCGCAUCAGAAAAAUUGGGAGUCCUGAGACCGAGGGAAAAAGCUGCUCUUAAUUACAGUGCAGCUUUGAAGGCGAAAUUCGCAGGACACCCUCAAGUACGAAGAAUUGCUCGACACAGACAAGUGCCUAAACACAUUUACAAUGCUCAAGCAGAAUUACGAACAAUUCAUAAUAAGCGUAAAACAAAAGAGGCGAAACGUCGAGCUCAUUCUCGUCCUGGUACAGUUCCAUUUGUUUCCGAACGAGAGGCACACGUGGUCCAAGAGAAAAACGACUGAGUAUUCGUGAACGAUUGGUAAAAGUGAAUAAUAAAUAGAUUUCAUUUGAAGGCAACAUCGAAAAAUAAAUCUCCAUGAAUUCUCAA
Messenger RNA from Fopius arisanus, 1704 nucleotides. RefSeq names its product DDB1- and CUL4-associated factor 13. Gene Ontology annotation, molecular function: protein binding. The transcript has 6 exons. Gene Ontology annotation, biological process: maturation of SSU-rRNA from tricistronic rRNA transcript (SSU-rRNA, 5.8S rRNA, LSU-rRNA). The coding region runs from base 278 to 1618 and encodes 446 amino acids. The record is from RefSeq and is a predicted model, not a curated record. Gene Ontology annotation, cellular component: nucleolus; small-subunit processome. NCBI's taxonomy places the organism in Eukaryota, Metazoa, Arthropoda, Insecta, Hymenoptera, Braconidae.